Molecule: messenger RNA, 1548 nt
Organism: Olea europaea var. sylvestris
Lineage: Eukaryota; Viridiplantae; Streptophyta; Magnoliopsida; Lamiales; Oleaceae
Product: leucine-rich repeat extensin-like protein 6
Exons: 1
Coding region: 127-1290 (387 amino acids)
Molecular function (GO): protein binding
Source: RefSeq, a predicted model, not a curated record
UUAUUCCUUGCAUCCAUCAGGAGCUACCCAAUUUGCUUUGUAUUAAUUUACAACACACAUCCAGUAGGCUGCAAACUUAAUCAUACCUUGUUAUAAACAAUCAACCUUAAAGGUGUAGAUUUCAACAUGAAUAUCAAUUCAUUUCUUUGGGGAUUAUUAUCCUUCUUUUUCUUGUUCCCAAAACCCUCUUUUCAAGAAUCAUAUAACCUUUCACCAGUCCCAAACGCUAGGCUGCAAAAUGCCUUUAUAGCCCUCCAAGCAUGGAAACAUGCCAUCACAGAUGACCCUAAAGGCUUCACUUCAAACUGGAAUGGCCUUGUGGUUUGUAACUACACUGGAGUUUACUGUGCGCAGGCUCCGGACGACCCUUAUAUCAUCACUGUGGCCGGAAUUGACCUAAACCAUGCUGGCAUAUCUGGUUCAUUGCCUGAAGAAUUAGGCCUCCUUGCUGACCUUGCUCUCUUCCAUAUAAACUCAAACAAGUUCUGUGGAACACUUCCGGCUAGUUUUCGUUAUCUUCGCCUUCUCUAUGAGCUUGAUGUAAGCAAUAAUCUGUUUUCUGGUGAAUUCCCUUCUGUUGUUCUUUGCCUUUCUUCACUUAAAUUCCUCGAUAUUCGAUUCAAUAAGUUCAAGGGAAAGAUCCCUUCAGCACUUUUCGACUUGAAACUCGACGUCUUGUUCAUAAACAACAACAAUUUCCAAUCCACAUUCCCAAAAAAUUUUGGCAACUCGACCGUCUCAGUCUUUGUCCUGGCAAAUAACAAUCUGCAGGGGUGUUUGCCUUCAAGUAUAGGCAAAAUGGCCAAAACCCUGAACGAAAUUAUUCUCAUUAACACUGGAUUAACUGCUUGUUUACCAGAAGAAAUCGGAUUGUUGACAGGGGUGACAGUUUUUGAUGUUAGUUAUAAUAAUCUUGUUGGGACACUACCAAAAUCUAUGGGGAAUAUGAAGAGUAUUGAGCAGCUAAAUGUUGCACAUAACAAACUUUCGGGUGAAAUUCCAGACAGUAUUUGCUCCUUGCCGAGGUUGGAGAAUUUCACAUACUCAUAUAAUUACUUCUGUAGUGAAGCAAAUUCAUGUCUGAAUUUGAAAGAUAAAGAUGACAGGAAGAACUGUAUACCCCAUAGGCCUAAACAGCGCUCAGCAGAGGAAUGUAAGGCCUUUUAUACUCAUCCUGUGGGCUGUAGUGCUUUUGGUUGUUUACCACCACCUCCACCGCUGACUCGGCUGCCGCCACCACCACCCCGGUCAUCUCCUCCACCACCACAUCAUUAUUAUCACCAUCCAUGAUCAAGUCAUAAAUGCCUCUUUCUUCAUUUGUUUUAGUUUCUUGACUUCUCUUUGCUUUUUCUUUUCUUUAAUAUUCUGCUUAUUUCAUUGUCAUAACUCACAAGAAAGGGUAAAAUCAUAUAACAAAAACGAUAACACAAAUAUAAAACUGAUAACACUUUUACCUAAUUGUGGUGUAUAUCUCUGUAAUUUUUAUACAUUUAUGUAAUGUAUUUCAUUGUGUUGGCAAUAAUACUUUGGGCUCAAGGUUUUGUGUUA